AUGGCGGAGGGCGGCGGCCCCGACGGGCGGGCCGGGCCCGGGCCCGCAGGUCCUAAUCUGAAGGAGUGGCUGAGAGAGCAGUUUUGUGACCACCCGCUGGAGCACUGUGAGGACACGAGGCUCCAUGACGCCGCCUACGUGGGGGACCUCCAGACCCUCAGGAGCCUGUUGCAGGAGGAGAGCUACCGCAGCCGCAUCAACGAGAAGUCCGUCUGGUGCUGUGGCUGGCUUCCCUGCACACCGCUGCGCAUCGCGGCCACUGCUGGCCAUGGGAACUGUGUGGACUUCCUCAUCCGGAAGGGGGCCGAGGUGGACCUCGUGGAUGUGAAGGGACAGACGGCCCUAUAUGUGGCUGUGGUGAAUGGACACCUGGAGAGUGCCCAGAUCCUGCUUGAAGCCGGGGCUGACCCCAAUGGAAGCCGGCACCAUCGCAGCACCCCGGUCUACCACGCCUCUCGCGUGGGCAGGGCCGACAUACUGCAGGCCCUCAUCAGGUACGGGGCCGACGUCGACAUCAACCACCACAUUCUUCCUGACAUCCGGCCGCCCUUUUCCCGGCGCCUCACCUCCUUGGUUGUCUGCCCUUUGUAUAUCAGUGCAGCCUACCACAACCUCCAGUGCUUCAAGCUUCUGCUCCAGGCAGGGGCGAACCCUGACUUCAACUGCAACGGGCCUGUCAACACGCAGGGUUUCUGCAGGGGCUCCCCCGGGUGCGUCAUGGAUGCCGUCCUGCGUCACGGCUGCGAGGCGGCCUUUGUGAGUCUGCUCGUGGAGUUUGGAGCCAACCUGAACCUGGUGAAGUGGGAGUCCCUGGGCCCAGAGUCCAGGGGCAGAAGGAAGGUGGACCCCGAGGCCCUGCAGCUCUUUAAAGAGGCAAGAAGUGUCCCCAGGGCUUUGCUGAAUCUGUGCCGUGUGGCCGUGAGAAGAGCUCUUGGCAAAUACCGACUCCAUCUGAUUCCCUCGCUGCCGCUGCCAGACCCCAUAAAAAGGUUCCUGCUGUACGAGUAA
Messenger RNA from Pipistrellus nathusii (Nathusius's pipistrelle), 1008 nucleotides. Lineage: Eukaryota; Metazoa; Chordata; Mammalia; Chiroptera; Vespertilionidae. The record is from the annotation of a GenBank genome assembly.